AGCGACACUCUCCAGUUCAACAGCUUUUAUUUUAAACUUGUUUUUUUUUUUUUUUUUUUUUUUUUUUUUACUUUUGGAGCGGGAGAGGGGUGGGGCGGGGGGAGCAAAGAGACAUUUUUUAAAUUCUUUAUGAAGAAUGGGCUGUGCAAUAUCUGGCUUGGCUGAAAGUGCGGGCUUGGCAGAAAAGAUUGUAAGGGAUCGUGAUGCUGGAGGAGGACUGGGACAACAUCCCAGUCGAGGCCAGAUUGACAUGAUCAAGGAGUCCUGGAAAGUUAUCAGAGACGACAUAGCAAAAGUUGGCAUCAUAGUCUUUGUCAGGCUCUUCGAGACCCACCCCGAAUGCAAGGACGUCUUCUUCCUGUUCCGAGACGUCAAGGACCUGGAGAGGCUGCGGACCAGCCGGGAACUCAGAGCGCACGGGCUGCGCGUCAUGUCCUUUAUCGAGAAAAGCGUGGCCAGGUUGGAGCAACUGGAGCGACUGGAGGCGCUGGCCGUGGAGCUGGGGAAAAGCCAUUACCACUACAGCGCCCCUCCCAAAUAUUACGACUAUGUCGGAGCAGAAUUCAUCAGUGCCGUGCAGCCCAUCUUGAAGGACAGAUGGACCGCUGAGCUGGAGGAGGCAUGGAAGACCCUGUUUCAGUACGUGACCCGCCUGAUGAAGCAAGGCUAUGAGGAGGAGGAGGACAGACAGAACCAGCCAGCAGACAAGAGGAACACGACGGCGCUCUGAGAGACCCACU
Molecule: messenger RNA, 740 nt
Organism: Syngnathoides biaculeatus (alligator pipefish)
Lineage: Eukaryota; Metazoa; Chordata; Actinopteri; Syngnathiformes; Syngnathidae
Gene: xgb
Product: x globin
Exons: 5
Coding region: 137-730 (197 amino acids)
Molecular function (GO): heme binding; oxygen binding
Source: RefSeq, a predicted model, not a curated record